Messenger RNA from Ctenocephalides felis (cat flea), 4545 nucleotides. RefSeq lists its product as uncharacterized. Bases 1 to 4545 code for a protein of 1514 amino acids. Gene Ontology annotation, biological process: regulation of transcription by RNA polymerase II. Lineage: Eukaryota; Metazoa; Arthropoda; Insecta; Siphonaptera; Pulicidae. The transcript is spliced from 11 exons. The record is from RefSeq and is a predicted model, not a curated record.
AUGAUGUGGUUAAUAAUAGUGCACCGUUGUGAAUCGUCAACGUUACAUACUACUGGCGAGAAUAAUAGUGGUGCAUCAGGUGCUUCAGGUGGAGUGACUAGUGAAGUGAUAUCAGAAAACAUUGUAUUAAUGACUGACGUGCCGGUCGUGACGGAUUCAGUGACACAAUCGGUACCGAUAGCGACUCCAGAGGCGCCAACGGAACCACUUCCUGCUGCUGCUGCUGCUGCUGCUGCUUCUGCUGCUGCGACAGCAGACACAGAUAAAGAAACUACUGCGAAGUCUAUAUUGCCUAUUGGCACCGAUGAACAAAACUGUACAACUGAUACGUCGGUGUUAAACGAUAAGAAGCUAAAGCAAAAAGAUGCAGCAGCAACUUCAGAUGAUGAGCACCAGGAUAAGGCGGGAACAGGUAAUGUAGAGACUUGUUUCAUCUGCAAAAUGGAUUCAAAUCAGGCGCGCACACUGGCCAAGUCUCAUGCGCAACAGUAUGGUCUCACCGAAGAUAUGGUGCCCCAGGGUGCGCGUGUGUGCAAUACUUGCCGGUGUAAAUACGUCAGAUCGCGGUCCACUGUGUGCCCCUUGCCGACUUGUCCGAACAGCAAGGACCGCGUCAAGCGUUUACGAAGCCUUCCGAAGCGAUGGAUGGAGCUGACGCAAGACUUGCGAGAACCGAUAAUGAAAGAAUUUAAAAUUCCAUCGGCGAAUACGAAAUGCUGUUCUGCGUGCUACAAUCGGAUAACAAGGCGUGUUCUUGGUCUGCAUUUACAAGAGGAUAUUUCAGAUCCAUCUCAACGACUGACUGACGAAGAAAUAGCUUGUUUCAAAAGAUUACUAAGCGAACAUGGCUGUCAAUGGCAAACCAUCGCAGAAGCGUUAUCGAAAACAAUCUAUCAAAUUAAGAAUUUUUAUUUCAACUAUCGAAAAAAACAUGGUCUGGAGGAGCUAAUAACAGAGUACAAUAGAAAAAAUGGCGUAGAUAUAAAACCUGUGCUCACAGAUGAAGAAGAAAGCGGUAGCACGACAUCUUCUUGUGAUGAAAAAGAUAAUGCAGCUAGUGACACAGCAUCAGCGGCCAGUCCUCAUUGUAAUACGUCUUUGAUAGGUCUUAGAGAUGGCGAAGAAUUGAUUUCAAGGCCUAGAAGUCAAAGUGAUGAUAAGUCUUUAAUAUCCUCGAUUCCCACUGCUUCUGGAAUGCCGACACCGACGGUUCCUGUUGCUAAAAUCACAAGUAAGGACGAAUAUGAUAGUUCGGCAACGGAAACAGCCGAUGAAGAGAAUGAAUCGCCCACUACAAGAAAUAGUCCCAAGGCAUUACUUCAGCCGGCAUAUCAAACUGGUCAACCGACAGCACAACAAGCAACAAUAACUGUAGUGACAAACCAGAACGGCCCUCCUGUUAUAAAUCAGCCAUCGCGACUGGACUCGAUGGGGGACGUUAUGUUAAACGUUAUAGAGCAAAUGGUGAAAAACAAUGGAUCGGCUACUCAAAAAACUGGCAGCGCCGCUCUCAUAACAAAAGCAAAUACCGAUAAUCCGUGCAUUCGAGAUUAUCGAAUGGGAGAAUCCACCGUUAAUAUACCCGUCAGUUGCAAUAAUAAUAUACCACAAAACUCGCUAGCAACACUUUCUGUAGUUAACUCACAUGGGCGCACUCUGCAUAGGCUUCCAGCUCAGCAAAUUUUGUCUUCACCCCAAAUUGCUGCUACCAUUACUCCAGUUCAGUCCGCAUCUGCGAGCGUGCCUAAAACAGAACUAUCAAAGGAAGUGCUUGUUGUUUUAAGAAGUGAACCUGAACCAGAAACAUUAGAUUUGAGCAUUAAAAAAAGUCGUGACAAUUCGAAUUUUUUACAUCAGAGUCUGCCACCGCCUGCUCAUAGCAAAACUAGCAUACAUAACAGUUCGACUGGACUUUCGAUAAGUUCUGCGAGCAUAACCUAUAGGCCCAGUGGGGAAUCGGCAUACGCUGGUUAUCACCAUGAAUCCGGUAGAAUAUCUAAAUCACCCUCAGUUUUUGUAUCGGCGGCACCACAGCCGCAUGGGUUGGUGGUACAGCGCCCGAGUAUAUCGACAUCUCAAUCUGGUUCAAAAAUUUCCAUCAAGCAUAAUGCAAUGAAGCCUUGUACGAAAGUACCGCAUAGUCAAACGAAACCAGGCUCCAUAACACAUGGUACGCCGAUGAAUCCAAUGCAAGGAUCCGUCGUUGUGAAUACUCCGGCGAGUCCGCGUUAUGAUAACUUGCAACGUCAGACUCAAAUUGAUAGUACCAAGAGCGUUGGUUCCAUCACGCAAGGGACUCCUGUGCAUCUUCCUCCACAUCAUUUGCAAGAGAAGCGUAUGUACGAUUAUUACAAUAAAAGGCAAAGUCCAGCACAAUUAUCAAUACCAGGCAAUUUACAAAUCUCAAGUCAAAGUCCAAGUAAUUUUCCUCCUUAUGCCAUUCAAAGUAAUAAUAAUGUACCAUCAGGUUUUACCUCAUCAUUCACUAGACCGCCUACGUAUAAUAUAGAACAACAAUUGAGUUCACGACAAAUAAUUAUAACGGAUUAUAUUACUUCGCAACAAAUGCAUGGACAAGGCCGAAGGACAAUAGAAAAAGAGCCCGUGAGCCGCGGUCCCAUAAUGAGCUCGCCGGCCUCAAUGUAUUACGGCGAUAAAGAUCGUAAUACAAGGCAAGAAUAUCUCAGUCGGGCCUCGCCUGCGGAAAUAGUCAAUAGUGCUCCGAGUCCGCACCACACUCCUCCGCCUCCACCUCAACGGCAGGGCGUGAUACAGCGGCAUAACGCUCACACUGGCCAACCUCACAAUAGCAGCAAACCUACCAGCCCUGCAGCUCCUAAUAAAUUACACCACAUGACCACACCGAUGCAUCAGUAUCCGCCACCAGGUCAUGAAGCAUUUUCAUCCUUGGUUGAUGUAGCUGUUCAACAACCUUCAUUACCAGUUCCACACAAAGAUGAAAAAAGAUCUGAAAUUCUAACACCACCUACUUCAAGUCAUCAUGACAUUAGAUAUCAGCAGGAUAGAAUUGCUAGGGAUCGAGAUUUGCAGCAUCUUCAUAUGCAACAGUUUCAGCAGCAGCAGCAAUUGCAACGCCAACAGCACACUGUACGAUUAGUAGAGUUGGAUAUGCAUCGUCGCCAACAACACCAACAACAGCAGCAACAAACAUCUAUUUCACAACAGCACAAUUAUCGUAGCCCGCAGCAGCAACAGCAGCAUGAGCGCGAGCAGUACUAUAUCCACAGAAGUAAUUUGGAACGACAGCAGCAACUUGAAAGUGAAAGAUUGAGGCAGCAGCAGAUUCAUAACGAGAAGGAAAUUGAGCGUGGAAACAUUGAGAAGAUUAUGGAGAACGAGCGAAGUCGAGAUUUAGAUCGAGAGGAGCGAUUGCGCAGAGAACGUGAAACUACCAGGUUAUUAGUUGGCUGUAUACCUAGAGAUACGCCAAAUGCGAGGUUACAUGAUCGUAAGGAGCGACAAGUUGCUGCUGACAGAGGACCACUGCCAGCUCAGAGAUCAUCCUCGCCAGAGCAAUUGACUGCUGCAAAAUUAAUUGAUGCUAUUAUAACUCACCAAAUUAAUCAGACCUCAGACGAUAGCCCCGCACCACCAACAAGGGAUGGAAGGCCAAAUUUCAUCAAUGCUUUUCAUCGAGAGCAUCCUCAAGUUGAAAAUAAUGGAAAAUCACAUUCACCAAAUGUUUUAAAUGUUGAAAUUGAUAAUAUUGAUCAUCAACAACAUCAAAACAGGCCUAACUCAAAUUUAUCACAAAAAAAUAUGACUUUGGGUGAUCUAACCGAUUCAAUUAUAACGAGUGAUUUUAACAAUCCUGGAUACGGUCAUUCUAUCUCAAUGAGAUCUAGUUAUGGUUUAGCACACAAUCAAGACGCCGUUGCCAGUUCCGAUCAAUGGAAGUAUAGGAGGUCGAUUCAUCCGAAGGAUAUUGCAGAUCGCGAUAGAGGUUCAAGAAGUAAUGUUUCCGAUGAACGGCAAAUUAUCCGAAUUGCUAAACCUCCAAGCCCUAGAAGUACUAAACAAAACCAACAUGUAUCUGGACCUGGAUUUCACGAACCAAUAAAUAUGCAUAGCAAUGAUAGAUUUUAUGUUGAUAGGUCGCCUAUUCCUUCUUCAAAAUUUAAGCAACCUGCCAAACAUCUUUCAGCUUUCGAUUAUGUAACAAAUCGCAUUGUAGAAGUGAUGAGAACGGAAGAUGAUAACAAGAGGUCUAAUAUUGAAGAAUCCACAGCUGAGCACCACGAGGGCGACAAAAGUGAAAUGAAAGAGAACGAUCGCAGUUGUUCACCUGGAGAAAUGGUAAUUGAUGAAACUACUGAUUCAUUAGCAAAGAUGGAUACAAUUAGUACCAGUCAAGCGUCAGUUCAAGUCAUCACAACAUACCCAUCUGCCUAUAAUUAUCCAUAUAGUGCGCUUAAUGUGUCCGAUCAAGUGACUCAGCAAGUUUCAAUAUCUGUGAAUGUCGAUAAUGCACAGCCAAAACCUCUGAUGUCUGCUCAAUAUGAGCCCCUAAGUGAUGAAGACUAA